This is a messenger RNA of Klebsormidium nitens, 2994 nucleotides long. NCBI's taxonomy places the organism in Eukaryota, Viridiplantae, Streptophyta, Klebsormidiophyceae, Klebsormidiales, Klebsormidiaceae. The record is from the annotation of a GenBank genome assembly.
AUGGCCAGCGCUGCUGCAACUCAAACUGAUCCUCCAGAGCCCGACUUCGACUUCGCCAACCUGUUCAACUCGAGCCCCCUCCGUGUGGAUCCGACUGGCCAACAGGAUGGUCUUCAAUCAGCAGGAAUGAACAACUCGGGCGCUUCUCGGCUUCAGGAUGGUCUCCCAGGCUUCCAGACAGGCGCUUUUGCUCAAGGUCCUCAGGGCCUUCACGUUCCUCCUGUUCCUCAUGCUCGACAGCCUGGCGCUUCUCAGCAAACCCCUGAAGGCACUUUCAGUGGCUCCCAGAUCCAGGCCCUUUUCUCGACGUUCGAAGACCGCAUCGCCUCGAGGAUCGAGAAGAAGCUCUCUGCCGUUCAAGACUCUGUCUCUGGAUCAUCUCUGGACGCCAAGAAACGCAAGGCUGAGGCCAUCAAGAACGAAGGAAUCCGCAAGCAGUAUGUUCCUAUCGAGGAGGCUUCUUUGCGCAUGCACGAGGUCAAUUCUUCUCUGGCUGCUGUGGCUGAGGGGGAGGCUGAGCCGAUUGGUCCUGAACAGGCGGAGCAGCUGCGCGAGCACCUGGAUCAAGGUAUUAAGUUUUGCACAGAUCGCAUGCAGUUUCUCGAAAUUGCUGAAACCGAGGGUUGGUCUGUUGCCAAGAAGGUUGAGGAGGAUUCCUUUUUGCUCAAGCUCCCUGAGGACCUGCAGUCUCAAGUGAAGAAGGCGCGCAAGGCUGUGAAGGCUGACGAGCAGGCCAAGGACAAGAAGAAGUCUGGCAGAAAGUUUCGGGGUUCUUUUCGUGGUGGUUUCUCGAGUGGUUACAGGAGGUUCAGUGGUGGCAGGGGUGGCUUCUCUGGAGUGGAAUCUGAUUCUCUCCACAUGCUGUCAGAUCUCACUGAGUCUUCCGAGUUCGAGGGUUUUCGGGACCCCCCCCAGCCCUCCGCUUCCUCCUCUGGCCAACCUCAGCCUGCUGAACCCUGGCUACGCAAUCGCCUUCGCGACAAGCUGGCAUUCUGGAAGACUUUCUGCACCUCCGUCUUCGUCCUCUCCAUCAUCACCUCUGGUUAUCAACUCCCCUGGUCUGAUGGCCCUCCUGCUGGUCCUCGCCAUUUUGCGAAUCACCCUUCAGCUCGCCUUUUCUCCCGCUCUCUGCAUCGCGUCCUUAGCAGCCGCACUUCGUGGCGUAGCAUCCUGUCGCUAGACCAGCCCGCUCUGACUGAGCUUCGUUUCUGGAGAGAUUCUCUCGAGCAGUUCUCCUCUCGUCCUCUCUGGCGCAAUCAUUCCUUAGUCCUGGUGCUUAAUUACGACGCUGGCGCCGACGGCUGGGGCGGCCAUUUCCUCCUGCACGGAGUCGAGCAGCGCGCGCGCGGCGUUUGGGCGCACGACGAGCGCCACGGUGUCAAGUCGUCCACGUGGCGUGAGCUAGAGGGUUUACGUCGUCUGCUCCUCUCUGUCGGCCAUCUGCUUCGCGGCCACCGCGUUCUUGCUCGCGGCGACGCGAUGAACGUCUUCUGGUUGCUAAAGAAGGGGGGUUCUCGCGCUGAGCAUUUGCACUCUAUCUGCUUGCGCAUCUUCUGGCUGUGCUUAGAGCUUCGCAUAGAGCUUCUCCCUGAAUGGGUUCCGCGCGCUCAGAAUCAGCUCGCAGACUUCCUCUCCAAAGUUCGUGACGUCGACGACUUUAGUCUCCAGCCAGGCAUUUUCCAGCAGAUCCUCCGCGCUUUCAGCCCGCUCCACAUAGAUCGCUUCGCUAGCUCGUAUAACGCUCAGCUCCCUAUUUUCUGGUCAGAUCUUUGGUCCCCGCACUCAGCUGGCGCUAAUGCUUUCACGGAUUCCUGGGCUGGCCUCCGCAACUACUGCUUUCCGCCUCCGCGCUUGGUCGCGCGCGUUCUGGAGCAUGCUCGCGAGUGUUCUGCCGAGAUUGUGCUGGUUGUUCUUGAUUGGCCAGGACAGCCAUGGUGGCCUCUCCUGGUUCGCGACCGCGGCCGCGCCUGGGCGCCUUUCGUGCGCCACGCCCUCUGGUUUCCGCCCGGCCCGUCGACGUUCCGUUCCGGUCGCGGUUCCGCUGACGCCUUCUUCGGUCACGGUUUCCCUUCGUGCGCUGUUCACGUUCUGGACAUCUCCUUCUGCCCCAUCCUCCAGGCUUCCGGCGCUAUCUUCCUCCACCAUUCGCUCGCUGGUCUUCCCUCUCCUACGUCUAGCCCAUUAGUCGCGAUGACUCGAGAAAUCGCCAAACGCACCAAAGUCGCUGGUCAAAAUGUCAAGAAACCUCUCUUGGCCUCUCACUGUCGUCGGCUGUUCGACCUCUGGAUGACCGCGCCUUCUGCGAAUCUUCACACACUUAUGAAGUUGUCUGCUGUCACCCUGUGCUACGUUGGGUUUCUUCGGUGCUCGGAUCUUCUCCGCGUCCAGUGGCAAGAAGUUCGCUUCCUCCCGACUCAUAUGGAGUUUUUCCUGGAAAAGAGCAAGACUGACCAGUACCGCAUCGGCCGCUGGGUUUUGAUCUCCCGCGUUGGGGGUCCUUUCUGUCCUGUCUCGCUGACUGAGCGUCUCUUGUCUGCUGGCCAGUACGCGAGUCUCGGCCCUGGGGGCUUGAUCCGCACGGUGACCAUUGCCCGCUCUGCACAGUACAUUCGGGCUCAGCAGCCCUCCUAUUCUACCGUUCUCAGUUGGUUCAAGGACGCAGCUCGCGUCCUAGGCCUUGAUCCCGCAGAUUACGGCACUCACUCUGGCCGGCGCGGCGGCGCGACGCGCGCGGCGAACGUCGACGUUCCUGACCGGCUGUUCAAGGAGCACGGCUCGUGGAAGAGCGAGCGCGCCAAGGACGGCUAUGUCGUCAUUUCCCUGCCCGCGGCCGCGCUGCGCCCCUUCGAGGUCUCCACCAAGCGAUCCACGGCGGCCGCGUCUCGUCGCGCGCGGAUACCUUUUCCUACCCGCCUAUGGCGAGGCAUCCAAAGAUUGACGGACCCGACCCGGCGGAAGGUUUUUGAUGGCCCGCGCGCGACGAGAGGCCGUUGA